AUGACCGCAAAGGAGUGGACAUCUCUUCCCUCUAACUUUCGCCCACUCAGCGACUCGGAGCAUUCACAAAAUCAAAAGCGUGGCCAACUCCUUGACUCUUUCCUCGAAGGGCCACUAUUCGUCCCUCCACUUUCUUCCUUGCUCAUUGUCGAUAUCCCAUAUGGCCGAAUAUUCUCGGUUGACAUUGCUACAACGGAAUGGUCUCUUGUGGUUCAAUAUGAUGGUGAGCCUAAUGGAUUGGCCUGGCACGCGAUCACCCAGAAGGUCAUUAUUGCCGACUUCAAGAUGGGAAUCCUUUCUCUUGACCCAAGAGAUAAUUCGAUCAAAACGAUCGUUGAUCGCUAUCAUGGCGAACGUCUCAAAGGACCUAAUGAUAUUUGA
Penicillium malachiteum is the source of this 381-nucleotide messenger RNA. Its product is annotated as SMP-30/gluconolactonase/LRE family protein. The transcript has a single exon. Bases 1 to 381 code for a protein of 126 amino acids. NCBI's taxonomy places the organism in Eukaryota, Fungi, Ascomycota, Eurotiomycetes, Eurotiales, Aspergillaceae. The record is from RefSeq and is a predicted model, not a curated record.